Molecule: messenger RNA, 420 nt
Organism: [Torrubiella] hemipterigena
Lineage: Eukaryota; Fungi; Ascomycota; Sordariomycetes; Hypocreales; Clavicipitaceae
Source: the annotation of a GenBank genome assembly
AUGAAGGCCUUCGCUAUAUUCACCUUUGCAGUUACAGCCGCUUCUGCGGCUAUAAUUAAUUCUACCCAGAUCGUGGAGGUUCCCAGCGGUGCUCUUGAGAUCACCAUCGAUAGUGUUUCAUGGGGCUAUCUGCUUGAUACUACGGAAGGAGUCCGGACUUUCGACGUCUCUGGCACUGAGUAUGACCUGCAGCAGACCAUUGUAACCAGAGGCGGCGUCCAUACAAUCGCAGAAUUGAUUCAGAAAUGGGGCAAGCCCGCCGCAAAGCUUUUCCAGUGUAUCGGUGCUAAGGUUGUCAGUAAUUGUGCAAGCCAGUUCGUCUUGUGUGGCGCAAGCGGCGUUGCGCCUUGGGUUUGUGCAGGAGGUCUCACAUGUGCUGGUCCUCAUGCGGCGGAGUGUGUACAGCAGUUGAUAGGUUAA